Molecule: messenger RNA, 4369 nt
Organism: Manis javanica (Malayan pangolin)
Lineage: Eukaryota; Metazoa; Chordata; Mammalia; Pholidota; Manidae
Gene: GMEB2
Product: glucocorticoid modulatory element binding protein 2
Biological process (GO): regulation of transcription by RNA polymerase II
Cellular component (GO): nucleus
Molecular function (GO): RNA polymerase II cis-regulatory region sequence-specific DNA binding
Source: RefSeq, a predicted model, not a curated record
AGCAAAUGAAAACUCUUUAGGGGGAACUUGUUUUUUUGCAGGUUUCAAGUAGUUUCAAGGAAACUGCCGUGAAAAGAAGUAGCUUACAGUAAAAAAAAACCAAAACAGCACACGGGAAAGCGGUGCUGACGGGGGCACAGACCGCAGGGCAGAGGCCCACAGAGGUUCCCACGGUGACGUUUCAGACACGGAAUAUGAAACAGUUAUGUUUAAUUUGUUUUGAGACAUAAAAGAGAGGCUUGAACGUGGCUAAAGCAUAAGCAGAUUCGGAAAACAAACUAGAAAUGAAGAUACAAUGAACUCGGACGCUCGGGUCAGUUCCGCAGCAGGUCAGACGCAGCUGGAGGGAAUGAGUGACCCGGAAGGUGGAAGUAAAGCGCUCAGAGUACAACGCACAGAGACAAAAGGAGGGAAGCAGAGAUGAGAGAGCCUAGUGCCCCUGAGUUUGGGAAGGAGGAAAGAGGAAGGGCCUGAAAAUUUUCCUGGAGGAGGAGGAAAGCGACCACAUCUCAGUAAGGCACGGCUGCCGGCUCAGAGGGCCUUCCUGGCUCCCCCGGGACUGCUUGGCGUCAGAAGAGUCGAUGAUGGUGUGGAACACACCGAGCGUGACACCGCAGGAGCUGCAUUCACUGCGGCAUGUAUGGUCGUCAUGCCCAGUGAAUGGGGAGGAGGGGGCGCUUGUAUCGGAAUGCCAAGUGGUAAGUGUCGAAGCAGCAGGGAGGCCCCCAUGCAGCGUGUGUCCUGGGUGAGGGGCAGCAGCUGCAGUGGGGGGCCUGGCACUCGGCCCCUCCACCAAGUGACAGUGUGGACAUCAUAUCCCAACAGGCCCCCUUCAUGUGCCGCCAAAUCAAGAUGGGCACGAACUCUGGCAUUCUUGCCCAAAAUGCAGAACCUGACUCUACUCAUGAGAAAACAUCAGACAAACACAAAUUGGAGGCAGUCUACAGAAAAAUUGACCUGCAUGCUUCAAAAAUGAAGUUGUGAAGGCAGGCAGGCUGAGGAGCUGCUUUGCUGGAGGGGAUGAGGACACAGCAGGGGGAGCAGCAUGCGGUCCGGGCCGGUCCUGCGUGAGGACGGUUACUCUGAAGGCUCUGCGGGGACAGUCUGUGGGACCUGAGUCCUGCCUGUGGGCCUGGUGGUGACGCAUGGAUGCUGAUUUCCUGACCUUGAGCUGUUAUGAUGAGCAUGUGAUCAGCCCGAAGGAGUUCGUGCACCUGGCUGGCAAGUCUACCCUGAAGGACUGGAAGAGGGCCAUCCGCAUGAACGGCAUCAUGCUCAGGAAGAUCAUGGACUCCGGAGAGCUGGACUUCUACCAGCAUGACAAGGUUUGCUCCAACACCUGCCGCAGCACCAAGAUCGACCUCUCUGGAGCCCGUGUGUCCCUGAGCAGCCCCACGCCGGCCGAGUACAUCCCACUCACGCCCGCCACAGCCGACGUGAAUGGGUCGCCUGCUACCAUCACCAUAGAAACCUGCGAGGACCCUGGAGACUGGACCACGGCUAUCGGAGAUGACACGUUUGCCUUCUGGAGAGGCCUCAAGGAUGCCGGCCUGCUGGACGAGGUCAUACAGGGGUGCCACCAGGGGCUGGCGGACACCAUGGCAGGCCUGCAGCGGCGGGCCCAGGACCCCCCACUGCAGCUCCGAGACGCCGUGCUCCUCAAUAACAUCGUGCAGAAUUUUGGCAUGCUGGAUCUGGUGAAGAAGGUGCUGGCCAGCCACAAGUGCCAGAUGGACCGCUCCCGUGAGCAAUAUGCCCGUGACCUGGCAGGUCCCCUGCCCUGCCCUGCGCUGACGCUGUCCCUGCCUGCAGCCCUGGAGCAGCAGUGCGACGAGCAUCGCCGGCGGGCCAAGGAGCUGAAGCACAAGUCCCAGCACCUCAGCAAUGUGCUCAUGACGCUGACCCCCGUUUCCCUGCCGCCCCCCACCAAGCGGCCCCGGCUCGCCAGGGCCACCUCCGGGCCAGCCGCCAUCGCCUCACAGGUGCUCACGCAGUCUGCCCAGAUCACCCUCGGCCCUGGCGUGCCCCAGCUGACCGGCGUGCCCCUCGGCAAAGUGGUGUCUGCGCUGCCCUCCCCCGUGCUGGGCAAGGGCUCGCCCCAGGCUGCGCCCACCAACUCCCCAGCCUCGCCACUGCUCGGGGGCUACACAGUGCUGGCCUCGCCGGGCACUGCUUUCCCUAGCACGGUGGAGAUCCACCCGGACACACCCAGCCUCGCAGUCCUUAGCACAGCUGCUGUGCAGGAUGGCAGUGCCGUGGUCAAGGUGGUGAGCCCACUGCAGCUGCUCACACUGCCCAGCCUGGGCCCUGCCCUGCAGAAUGUGGCCCAGGUGGCACCUGGGGGCAGCACCAUUCUCACAGUGCCCACGGGGGCUGUUGAGAGCACCAUGGCAGCCUCAGGGCCCGAGGACCACACAGCCACCAUUGAGGUGGCCACAGUGGCGGAAGGCCAUGAGCACAAGUAGCCGCUAGCAGAGGGUGAGGCCUCUGCAGGCCCAGGGCUGGCUGCCUCUCUUGAGGUCACGGCCAGGUGGGAGCAUGGCACCGGUGCCCAGCGGGUCCUUCAGGGCUGCUGAACCAAAGAGGAAAUGCCAAAACAGGAGAGAAAAAGGGACAGAAAUGACAGCAGCCGUGAAGCCGGUCCUUGAGUUCUGAGCCUCCUCCCUUUCAUUGCUGGGAAAUAUAUUUUUUCAUCUGUUGCUUCUUAAUACUGUUUACACCUUAGGCCCAAUCAGGAGCCAGGUGGGAGAGGCUGAGAGGCCAGGCACAGCGGGUGACGUGCAGAUCCGGGGACGCCCAAGGGCGCUCAUGUGUGAGGACCUUGGUGGGCCUGAGCCGCUGAGGAGGGACGUUACUAACACAUGUCUUGGGAACCCCAAGUGUGGAACCCGUGGAUCCUAUGGAUUCGUUUCUUCCCACAGUUCUCUGUAGGGUUGGUGCAGCUUGUACCCGCUGUCCCGUCUCCAGCGGGCUUCAUGGGUGUGGCAGGUCUGCGUGGGCUCAGGUCUGGCGACGCCUGAGUACCUGAGGUUUGGGUGCACAUCCUGGGGCCACCCACCUGUGCAGAGAGGCCUGAGGAGCCGGCCUGCCCUCUUACGGGGGACGCGCCUGCCUGGCAGGUGCUCAGUGUGCAAGUCCUUGUAUGCGCCCUGGUAUUUGUAAGUGAACUGUCCAGUCAGCUUCUAGGAAGAGCUGGAUUUAUAGCAUUUUCAACGUAAAUAAUGCUGAGUGCCUAGGCUUCCCAAAUCUGAUCUGGGUUCCAGACUGUUUUGUAUGAAGUGACUGUUGGGAUGGCCCAUGGGUGGUGCGGUGCGGGGCUCUGCUGCCCCAGUCCAGGAGCAUGGCCCUCCCAGGGGAGCCCGAUGAUGGGCUUUGUCCUCCUGGGGUGAAUGUGAGCAACAGGAUGGGGGCCCAGGAGGGUCCCCACAGGGUAAGUGGAGAUGCCUCUUCAGACCUGGGGCUCCAGUCACCCCCAUGCUCAACCUUCAGGGGUCCCCUGCUGGGGACACUGGUGCCCAGUGGGCUGGGGCAAGCUAGCCCCCACUGACAUGGGAACCAGGGGACCCACGGGAAGGGCUGUCUGAGGGGUCUGAGUCUGGACUCAGGAGGAAGACCAACCAGGUGGCCACCCUGUGGGUCCCCGUGGCCACCCUGGGCCUCGUGCCGGAUCCCUGGCCUGUGGAAGACCUUCCUCUGGGCCCACAGUGGGAGGGAGCCACCCACCUCGUGCUUUGAGGGACUAGGUUCUGCCCACCCGCCCUGCCAUCAAGUGCCCCGGCCUCUGUGCAGCGGCCCAGCCCACUCGAGCUGUUGUUUUCUGUCUUCUUUCUGUUCAUCUGUGUCUGCUGCUGUUGUGGGUCAGCUGUUGAGGUGACGUUUGCGUGUUUGUGUAUAUACGCCUUGUGUAAGCUUGCCUGCACUGAGUGACGAGGCCUGUUACAGGCCGUGGGGGGUGGGCGCCCCACCAGCUCAGACCGUGUGGAAAACCACGUAUAACAGCGCACCUUGCCCUCUGAGUGGGACAUUCUCCCUCCCUUCAAAGCGCCGUCCCUGCCCCCAGAGCCGUACAAACGGAAACCACACAUGCCCCAGAAUUACCCCACCUCCCUCCACCUGGGCUGGGAGGGCCCCGCGCCCCAGCAGGGGAGGGGGUUUGCCAUCAAGGAGACCGCAGCCCAAGGGGAGGGACUGUCCUGCGGUGCCCCCCAGGGCGGGAGCUCAGGCUGUCCUGGCCGCCAGGCUUUGGUUCUGGGAAGGCACCACCGGCUCAGAGACAGCCCGGGGAAGCGGGGCAUCUGAGUGAUACUUUGUAUGUGGUUUUGCAAGUAUCUGCUUGGUACUUUGAUUUAAAAUAAAACGUUUUUCAUAA